Fomitiporia mediterranea MF3/22 is the source of this 849-nucleotide messenger RNA. RefSeq lists its product as uncharacterized. Bases 129 to 446 code for a protein of 105 amino acids. The record is from RefSeq and is a predicted model, not a curated record. Lineage: Eukaryota; Fungi; Basidiomycota; Agaricomycetes; Hymenochaetales; Hymenochaetaceae. The transcript is spliced from 4 exons.
CAGGUCGCAGCGUUCAGUUCUACGGUGUGUUUGGUCUGAGUGCACAUACUUCUCGCGCGAUGAGGAUACCAUGUGAGACAAAGACCAGUUUUUCGCUGCGUCAGAAAUAGUACACGGUAGUUAACGACAUGCGAAGGAGCGGUAUCCGUUCCAGCCGUCCACAUGCAUCAGUUCGGCGCGUUCGGUGCAACGUAACAACACCAAUGUCUUCUUUCACAGGACACGUAUGGCUGAAAAUGAUUCGAGCGCCGCAGGUGAUUCACUGCCAUCGCGUGAGUAUUGAUGAAUAUAUUUCUCAGUCUGAGGUCGGGUUACGUGGAGGAGGACUUGAGAUGCUCGUCGUGGCAUUGAUACGCGGGCAAAGAACAUCAUCAAACAGUGGCUGUCGAAGUCAGCACCGUGGAAUCAGCGGACCUAAAUGUGGUGUGGAUCAAACCGUAAUUUGAUACGGUCCAAAGAAUUCAAUUCCGACUAUACCGUUCCUGAACCGUACUAGCGUGCCGCGGAAGUGAUGGAGAAAAACACGAGAGACACCCUCGUUUCAUCGACCACUGUUAUACGCGCCAUCGGAUGCCAGCAUCUCCCAUUUUAAACUCGAGAAUGGUCAUGAGCACAGAUCCGCAUUAAACCCUGACAGUGCAAAUCCGCUAAAAACGAGCCAAUGAGAUGUGCGGAAACUAAACAUUUACCCCGCUCAGUAUUUCUGGCUAGCUUAUGGGUGUCAAUCAUCUGAUCAUCUGGGAUGCGUCCCACGGAUGCUUCCCCAUAUAACUAACAUCCCGGACUUCUUUCUGCCAAGUAUCGACCUUCUCGCGCGGUAACAUUCAACGCUCAGCCAGUGCGACCCUU